Messenger RNA from Folsomia candida, 1009 nucleotides. It is a transcript of the gene oaf, whose product is annotated as out at first protein. Lineage: Eukaryota; Metazoa; Arthropoda; Collembola; Entomobryomorpha; Isotomidae. The record is from RefSeq and is a predicted model, not a curated record. Bases 118 to 942 code for a protein of 274 amino acids. The transcript has 7 exons.
UACCUUCAGCUGUGCUUCAGCUCAUCCUUAGAACUCAAUAACAGUGAAGUGAAACACACUUCUGUAGUUAUUUAGCACAAUAAUUUACUCUCGAAUAACAAUGUAAAAACAAUUAUAAUGACGGUAUCAAGUUACUGGACAAGGUUAGGCAUCCUCCUGUGCACAAUCAUAAUUAAAGACGCUAGUCUGGAUUUAGUGGUAAAUGUUCGCAAUCAGGGGGGAGAUAUUUACAAGGAAGAAAUAUUGUCAGAUGUAAACGAAGAGACGAUCAACUUAUCAUUCGAAUCUCCAGGAGAUGGCUCAACCGUUUUGUUAUUCAUUGAUUUCAAAAAUGAAAUUCAAAUAAUCCAAACGGACGUUCUAGGGGAGGAAGAACUAACCGGAGAUCCUCCAUUUAUGAGUUAUUGCUUUGUUACAAAGUUUAUCAAAGGUGACUUUAUUCCCCCGGAUGCGAUGACAAAAUUACGCCAGAAAAACCCUUGGUCAAUUCGAAUUCCUGAGCGACAACUUUCACUAUCAUCGUCUGAAUCUGACGCCACACACCCCAAUUCCACGCUUGACAGUUUGCUCGCUACAGGAAAGCACAGCGACUGGAUUUCCCCUCAUCUGAAAACUAUAUGCAAAGAGUCGGUCACAUAUGUCAACAAAUUGGAUCUCAUGAGUAACUUUCACGAAAACGGGAACAAUUCGGAAAGCUUUCUUCGAGCGGUUCGUCCAGUGAUAAUCGCAACGUCGGACUGCUCCACGGUCACCAGAGCGAGUGGGGUGCCCUGCUUAUGUUCCCAUCCAGUCUGCGUAGGAUGGUUUCCCUGUGCUCUGAAGUACUGUCGGAACAAAGGAGAUACCGGCGGAACCGUUAAGACGUACCGAUGUGGUAUUCAUACAUGCAAGAGUUGUAGAAACUAUCUUUUUCCCGUCAACAAUCGUUUUAAUUGUUUAUAGGCUUUUAUACAUUGAAUAGUCAUUAACAUAGUAUUACAUAAUAAACUGUUACUAUUUUUAACUUCCA